Molecule: messenger RNA, 1666 nt
Organism: Sciurus carolinensis (gray squirrel)
Lineage: Eukaryota; Metazoa; Chordata; Mammalia; Rodentia; Sciuridae
Gene: Tm4sf18
Product: transmembrane 4 L six family member 18
Exons: 5
Coding region: 309-914 (201 amino acids)
Cellular component (GO): membrane
Source: RefSeq, a predicted model, not a curated record
AUGACUUAUUUUCAGGAGCAGUGACAAACAGCGCAUUCCUCUGGCACAGGAUGAAGACCAGCUCAGCUCCUCAGCCCUCGAUCAUUGUCUAUUGUUCUCCAAAUAGUAAACCAGUAUUUCACACCAGAUUGUUCUGGGCUGCAGUUGUAGUCCAAGUCCUGGCUCCUCAUAAAUAUGAAGUGAAGCUUUCUGACCCAGAAAGUGACAGGUAAUUAAAGAAAAAAAAAAGAAAGACAAAGACAGGUACGAAGAAGAACCCCGGCGUAUGUGGCUGUCUCCUGGACUCUGCAGGCUGUGAGCAGGCCGCAAUGGGGUCUCGGAAGUGUGGCGGCUGCCUGAGCUGUCUGCUGAUUCCACUGGCACUUUGGAGCAUCAUUGUGAACAUAUUAUUGUAUCUCCCCAACGGGCAAGUUUCCUAUGCAGCCAGCAAUAAGCUCACCAACUACGUGUGGUAUUUUGAAGGAAUCUGUUUCUCAGGUGUCAUGAUGCUUAUAGUAGCAGCAGUUCUUCUGGUCCUGGACAAUGAUAGCAACUACAAAUGUUGCCAGAGUGAAAACUGCGGAAAAAAGUACAUGGCCAUGUUGUCGGUUCUCUUUUCCGCCCUGGGAACUGCCUUCUCUGGAUACUGCCUGGUCAUAUCGGCGCUGGCUCUCCUCCAGGGCCCGUACUGCCGCACUCUCCGUGGCUGGGAAUACGCCUUUGAAGACACUGCAGGACGUUUCCUGACAGAUUCCAGCCUGUGGACCCAGUGCCUGGAGCCUGCGCGUGUGGUGGAGUGGAACGUGAUUCUGUUUUCCGUUCUCAUAGCCCUCAGUGGGCUGCAGGUGAUCGUCUGCCUGGUCAGAGUGGCCAUGCAGCUUUCCAAGAUCCUGUGUGGCACCUACUCGGUCAUCAUCCAGCCUGGAAUCAUUUGAACAUGGACAAGAGUGUUUCUGUUGCUAAGAUACAGCAGCCAACCUAAACCUCAGAUCCACCGAUACCUUGAGGGUGACCCUGGAUGAGGGUAUUUCCUGCCCUUGGUGUUCAUUGUGCCUAUUUGUGAAAUUUACAGUCAUUGCUGGAAGUGCCAAUCAGGCCACCUUUGAACUUUUUUCAAACCAAUGUGUCAGGAACUUCACAAGUAUGUAUAGUUACGCCCUUCAACCAAAAAGUCCAUUUCUAAGAAACUGUACUAUGGAAACAAAUAAGAAUGUAAGAGAAAAUUCUAUGCAAAUGUGCAUAUUGCAACAUGGCUUAAUAUUCUGGAAUAUUAGAAAUGCCCAAAAAGUCUUCCCCUGAAGAAUCAGAGUGGUACAUUAAGUGUAAAAUUAUAUGCUAAUUAUGAAUGAUGUUUUAGAGGUUAGGAAUAAUGCUAUAUAGAAGAGACAGGUUACAAAUUUCUGUUUACAGCAUUAGCAUAACUAUUUAAAACAAACCACCAAAUAAUCAAAGUUUAGGAUAAACACUAAAUCUAGUAGGAAACAACAAAAUAUCAACUGUGAUUGAUUUGGGUCAGAGAUGAUCUUUCUUCCUACUUUUCCAUGCUUUUGAAGUUUUCUUUAUUAAAUGUGUUUUACUAUAGAUUUUUAAUGACUCAUAUUUUUACUAUUAAAUUUCUCUUUUUCUUCAACCUUUAAAAGUACAUGCUUUCUUCAAAUAUUUCCCAACAAUAGUAUCUGUAAAAAUC